AUGUACUGGCGCGUCAGCUCUGCAUGGACCGGGUCGUGUGUGGUUGAUCUCGGCCGGAAUCGCAGCUUCGAUGAGCAGCUCUCGUUUCACGGGUACGUCGUGGCGCAUCCUCUGCAGGAUCACUGGAUGAUGUCGACGCUGGGCUCGGAUUCGUGGUGGAGGAAGACUCUGUAUGUGACCGGAGGCGCUCUGCUGGCUGCAGCUGCUUAUCUCCUGCACGAACUGCUGACCAUCAGAAAAGAAGAGGAGCUGAGCUCUAAAGAUGCCAUUAUUCUCCAUCAGUUCUCCCGGCCAAAAUCUGGAGCCCCUUCACUGUCUCCUUUCUGCCUUAAGCUGGAGACCUACCUCCGUAUGGCUGACCUGCCUUACCAGAACUACUUUGACGGGAAGCUUUCGCCACAGGGAAAGAUGCCGUGGAUUGAGUACAAUAAUGAGCAGGUUUAUGGAACUGAAUUCAUCAUGGAGUUUCUAGAGGAGAAGCUAGGUGUGAGCUUGAACAAGAGCCUUACCUUACAGGAGAGGGCCUUGUCCCGUGCCAUCACCAAAAUGGUAGAAGAACACUUUUAUUGGACUUUGGCUUACUGUCAGUGGGUGGACAACCUGGAGGAGACUCAGAAGAUGCUGUCGGUGAGCGGACCACUGAGCGACCUGCUCAAGUGGAUUCUGAGUCACCUAACGGGUGGGAUCGUUAAGAGAGAGAUGUACGGCCACGGGAUUGGACGCUUCUCCAAGGAGGAGGUUUACGGUCUGAUGGAGAAGGACAUGCGCACCCUGGCUACCCUUCUAGGAGAUAAUAAAUACAUUAUGGGCUCCAAGCUUUCAGCAGUAGAUGCUACAGUGUUUGGUCACCUGGCUCCAGCCAUGUGGACUUUACCAGGAUCACGACCAGAACAACUUAUUAAAGGCGAGCUUAUCAACCUGGCCAUGUACUGUGACCGCAUCCGCCGGCGCUUCUGGCCCGAGUGGUUCGUGGACCUGGAGGAUUUCCGAUACGACCUCACCACAGAGAUGAGCGACACGCCUUCUAAACUCCCAGACCUGGGCCUCUACUCUCGCACAGACACUUCCCAAGAGACUAUUUACUCCCAUUCUUCGCAUCUUUCCCAUCUUUCCCACCUUUCGCACACCCCCACUCCUCAGGAGCCCCCAUCGCCUGUAAGCGACCCGACGGGCCACUCUCUUUACGACUCUGACAUGGACACCGAGUGCUCUGAAAUCGAUCAGCUCAAGUGUUGAUGAAACACAUCUGUGUGGCUCACACUCAUAAGUACGCACACCACAGGGGGGAGCUACAUCUUACCCAUGCCUCUUUAAACAGAUAAGAGAGAUGAUGGGGAUUAGUUGUGUUGGUACAGAUCUAGGGAACAGAAAGGGGCUAACCUGCAAAUUCCAGUGGAGGAAAGAUCAGUGUCCACCAUACUGGCGAUUAAAAGAAGAAAGUAGUCAAGAACCUGAAGGAAUUAUAAUUAGGAGGAGGUUGAAACUCUAAAAAGGAGUAAAUGACGCUGCUGCUGCUGAGAAACUCCUCCAUGUGCUCUACAUCAUGUGCAGUCAAAACCCUUUUCCAUGCGCUUCAUCCAUGGCAGCUACCUCUGUGCACGCCCAGUGUUUCCUUGUAGCUUCGUGCUCCACCAUUCAAGCGUGUGAGUGUUUUUUCACUGACUGAUCCUUUAACCCCUUAGGGUGAAAUUACAUCAACACCUACAGCUAGCCCAGACUGAAUCACAACUGUUCAGUGUAAAUAUUUAUAAGAAUCAGAGUAGAAUAAUUGAUAAAAUAUGGAAUUAUAUUAAGCUGAUAGAGUGUAUAGAUAAUCUAAAGAAAAUCUUACUCCCUCUGUUAUAUAAUGUAAAUACUGUAAGUGUCUUUCCUCUUCAAUCUCUGUUCAUGCUGGUUUGGAUCAGCAAAAAGAUAUGCGAGAACUUCAGUCCUGUGUUCAUCUGCUUUCACAGCAGGGAUCAGGCCAUAUGCAAGGCCUCCAGUUAAAUGAUGAAUCAUAGAAUGUUAUUGACAUUUUUCCAAAGGUUUUGAGCCACUAUAAUUUUUAUUUAUGUUUAUUCCAAGGAGUCUGAAUUUUAUGUUAUACUUCGAGGUGGUUGUGAUCAACAGAUGUCUUAAAACUCAUUUUCAGUCUGUUGAUUUUUGACCUUUUUAAGUCCUCCUUAUUUAUUCAUGCAGGCAAAUAAAACUAUUUUCAAGGAUUCCACACCUUUAAAUGAAUUAAAUUAAAAUUUCAUUUUAUUCUUUUUUAUAUCAUGAUAAGCAUGAUAAAUGGUCCACUAACUAGAGUUAUGUUUAGAAGUGUACAUAAUUUAUUCGUCGUUCGAGUAUCUAACAACAGCUUUUUGCAGUGAUUUAUCCUUAUAAGAUGAUCACAAAGAGUUAAGAUGAAAAAAGACAGCUGAUCUAAGAGUCUGUGCCAUAAAAACACUUAAAGUUAACUGUGGGAUACCCCUUAACCCCUCCACUUAAGCACUGUGGUGCACUACAAUUUGUGUAACAUUUAGAUAAUUAAAACAAACUCAAAAGUCAAUGUUCGCUCUCAGUCGGUGGCAAAUGUUGAAAUAUCAAGAUAAAAUCUAGAAUUUCCAAUGAGAUAUUUAGGAAUCCUGAGCACUGCAGAGAGGAUUUAAAUAAGUGCUUUAUUUCCAGUCUGUCAAAAAGAUAGUUCGGUGCAAUUUCCCUCUGAAUCCUUGAAAUCUAUGAAAAAUAAAAAAGGCUAAGUGAUAUCAAAAAGUAUUUCGGAACAAAGAACGUGAUUCGUGAAGAGCUUUUAGAUGAAUAUACUGUAAAAGCUUCUCAGAUAUAGGGAUGAGCUAAAAGCAGAUAUUUUAAGACUUUCAGUAAAGUCUAAACAAGCUUCUUUGAAUUUGAAAAGCUUCCUGGAUGGGAAAUGAAACGUCUUCAAACUUGGAAACAAAGUCCAGUGGGUUUUUUUUUUUACUUUUUUGGAAUGACUAUGACCUGGAUAACUGAAAAUCUUCACCAACCUAAAACAAAGUGGAUAAACACCAGGUUGAAAGAUGAUAGAUUUUCCUCUAGCAAAAUUAACAUCAGUUAGAAACUUUAGGAAAUUUGAUUAUUAAUAUUUACUUUAUCCACAAGAACUACAGCUUUGAGUCAAAGAGAAAUCUAAGACACACAUUUGUAGGAGUCAUCCAUUAGGAGCGAAUCAAACAAUCUAUAAAGAAGAGAAGAAUUCGUAGCUUUUGAAUUAAAAUCUGCAGCUUAUUCCUCCAUGUCUGAGGUUGUAGCACUUUUCUUUCUUUCUUUCUUGCUGUUAGUGCUUUUGUUUUAAAUAUGUGCUAUCAAGUGUAGAGUUCAUCUGUGCAUCAGCUGCAGCGUCUGAAAGGCUGCUUAAGAUGGAAACUAUGUACGCUUCUAUCUGAUGUUGCAGAUGGAGUCUCCUUGUUUUUGCUGCUUUGUGGGUUUGAAUGGUAACACAUAACUUCAGCUUCAGGAGAUGUGCGUUUGUAUUCACCCCCUUUGAGUAAAAAAAAAAAAAAAAAAAGUUUAACCACCUUGUGCUGCAGCCACCAGCUGUGAGUCUUUUGAAGCUGUUUCUAUGCCUUCAUCCAGAGAUUGAGAUAGUUAUUUUCACCCUUCUUUGCAAAAUAACUCCAGCUUUUAAAGCAAGGCUUAUGGGAUUUAUACUAAUGUUAUCUAACAAACCUCUGAGGUCUUCACAAAACAGCUGAUUUAAUAAUGAGAUUUAAUUACACACUGAUUAAUUAGCAGGCAUUGAAGGCAGUUAGAUGCACUGGAGUUUAUUUAUGGGUGUCCGUGUAAAGGGAUGAAUACAAAUUCACACCUUGCCGGUAUUAAUUUGUGAAACAUCAUGUCAUUUUCCUUUCAUCUGACAACUUUUUGUUGUUCCAUGACUUCAAAUCCUGAUAUGUCACUGCGGUGUGUGGAUAUAACAUGACAAAAUGUGAAAAGGUUUCUGGCAUAAUCAUAAAGGGGCAGAAAUUUUGGACUAAAAUCAAAGAAAGAGAGUAAGAGGCUCAGAGUGAUGCCUUCAAGAGUUUUUGUGUGCGUGAGAUCAUAACAGCUGAGUUUUUAGUUAUGUAAAAAAUCUGAAACUAACAAAAAAGAACUCAUGUUUUUAUGUUGUUUUGAUAUUCCUUGCCUGCAUGAUGUUGCCUUUUGUCUCUACUAAGUUCAGGUUUGUGUCAUUGUUUACAGCUGUGCCAGUGUAUGCUUUAAUUAUAUUUAUACAGUAUAUAGUUUUAUACGUUAAAUAUAUCUAUAUGAGUUUUUUAAUUUUUUACCCUUGCUGGUUUAUUCAAUUAAAUUAUUUGGUUUUGUUUAUAUGCUCAUAUUUGUUGACACAUGAACUGUUUACAUGUGACACUCAGAAUAACUGAGCUGUGUAUCGGUGCAAUAAGGUCGCUUGCUCUUAACCCCUGCACACCUAAAAAACAGACUGAGCAAUCAUUUUCAGAUUCCCCACAUUUUUCUAUGCAUGUUCAUCUCCAUUUCCAGGUAAUCGUCUGUAAAUGUUGAAAAAAACGCUCAAACUCCUCCCAGCUACUGGACCAAACUCCAGAAACACUUGCUCAACUUUGGGGUUUAAAAUCAGGUAGUUUGGUGGCUCCCCCAAACAUUUUCUGCUUGUAGACUCUAGAUGCUGCUUGACAUCGUCUCUUGUUGUUUGUGAAACAGAAUUAUGAAGUAAUCACCUGGCUGUAAAUAAGAGAGUGAUAAAGAAAUUAAAUUAAAACUGAGAAAAAAGACGCUGUGUAUGAUUUUCUGAAUGUACCACAACUAGCGAUAAACGUCUGAAUGAAAAUUGAUUCAUUUCAAGUUUUCAUUAAAUAUAGCUGUGAUAUUUCUCCCCCUGUA
Molecule: messenger RNA, 4845 nt
Organism: Cyprinodon tularosa
Lineage: Eukaryota; Metazoa; Chordata; Actinopteri; Cyprinodontiformes; Cyprinodontidae
Gene: faxca
Product: failed axon connections homolog, metaxin like GST domain containing a
Exons: 6
Coding region: 1-1236 (411 amino acids)
Cellular component (GO): cytoplasm
Source: RefSeq, a predicted model, not a curated record